Dunckerocampus dactyliophorus (ringed pipefish) is the source of this 6926-nucleotide messenger RNA. RefSeq names its product metabotropic glutamate receptor 7-like. Gene Ontology annotation, cellular component: membrane. The coding region runs from base 2075 to 4261 and encodes 728 amino acids. The transcript has 8 exons. Gene Ontology annotation, molecular function: group III metabotropic glutamate receptor activity. Lineage: Eukaryota; Metazoa; Chordata; Actinopteri; Syngnathiformes; Syngnathidae. The record is from RefSeq and is a predicted model, not a curated record. Gene Ontology annotation, biological process: G protein-coupled glutamate receptor signaling pathway; regulation of synaptic transmission, glutamatergic.
CAGGGCUCAAUCCCCCUAUUGUUCCAUCAUGCUUCCUUUAGGCCAGCUAAUACGCAGCUGCAAUGUGACCUACCACAACUAUCUAGACGACAAUCAGAUCUGCGUGUCACCGAUGGCAGGUGAGCAUGGUCCUGCAGAUUUACUUUAUCACUGCAUCAAACAGAUCAGUGUGUGGAUGCAAAACAACUUUCUCUAGCUAAACUCCGACAAAACUCAAAUCACAGAAACAAAGAGGAAGUGUUAUUAGCCACCUUGAGGCUCUUUCUCUAAAACCUAAUCAUCGGGUUAGAAAUCCAGGGGUAAUAAUGAACUUUAACAGCCACGUUAAUCAAUAACAUCAUCAGUCUUUACCACCUAAAAAAACAUUGCCAAAAUCAAGGGAAUGGUGUCUAAGCCAGAUCCAUGCCUUUGUCUCCAGCAGGCUGGACUACUGUAACGGCUUUCCCAUCGUGAAACCUAACCUGCUCAGGAGCGGGUUAGCGCCAGCAUAUGAGUUACCGUGGCGACACAUCUUGCUGAAAAGUGAACCAGCUUUGAAGCACAGCAUAUCCGGACUUACUCCUCAAACUCAUCCAGGAUAAGGACAAAUCCUGCUUUGUAGUACCGGCCCCUGGUUAUGACUUGAGUUACCAUGGUGAUAUAGCCGCUUUAAAAGACAGCCGCCUUCAUUGCACAGGCAAGCCCGGCUUCAGACUCAACAGACCUCGCUAACGCACUAAACUCGUUUUAAGGGUGUACCCCCCGAUGCAUUAAGAGCUGGACUGCAUGUAUGACCACGAUAACUAUGCUAUCCAUGCUAGCUGCAUCACAAGGGGCUACCUGUGCAUGCCAUGCAGUGUUGCCAUGGCAACAGGAUGCAGGAUGAAGAAUUCACCAGCAUGAGUGUAGGCUCAUCAUCCUCUUCUUAUGCUAACAUGUCAACAUAGCAUGUGUGUUGUGACAACAAAAGCAUCAAUAACAAUAACAUCAUUAACAACCAUCAACAACAAUAACAUCAAUAACAAUACCAUCAACAACAAUAACAUCAUUAACAACCAUCAACAACAAUAACAUCAAUAACAAUACUGUCAACAACAAUACCAUCAAUAAAAAUACCUUCAACAACAAUACCAUCAAUAACAACCAUCUAACAACAACAUCAUCAAUACCAAUAACAUCAAUAACAACAAGGAGGAGGAGCCAAAGUGCAAGAUAGAUUCUCUCCUUCUCUCCUUACCGUCGUCAUCUUCCGCCUCAUUAUCAUUGGUGGCCUCUUCCUCGUCAUCAUCAUCACUGACACCUGCUGUGGGUGGAUGUGGGGGGGUAGAUGUGUUAUUGUUGUCAUGGAAACACUUUACCAACUUGUGAGUGUUGGUGGACUUCAUUGGACACGUCCAUCAUGUCCCACAUGAACACACAGGAAGUGAAGGACAAUGGCUUCCUGUUAGCUUGUCCAGACUUUGCUUGUCUCCUGAGGCCACGCCUCCCUCGUUACACAAACACACCAGCAGAUAAAUGAAAUGACAUCCAAUCAGCAUUAUACUUUAUAUCAUCACGUGAAAGAAGGACUACAAUAAAUGGAUGAUAAAUACAUACGGCUGGUGACGUCAUGGUAGUUGAAACUAAGAAGGAGGUGACAGGUGGUUGCUGCAGAGAUCCUCAUUCACGUCUGCACGCCCCCCGCCCCGCGCCGUUGGCUCUUUGGAGAGAAUCUCCCGCAGUUUCCCUCACCGCUUUUUCUUCUUUUUGGGAUCAACAUCGCCAACCUGCACGUCGUGGAGGGUGCGCGCGUGCACGGCUCCCUUCCGCUCGCUCACACGCACGCUCACACGCACGGACCCGCAACGUGGGCUAGCGUGCGGCAGCCGCAUCAACACCGCCACUGAGCGCAGAGCCCGUGAACAUUUGGCGGAGUUCCCCCUCCCCAACAUUUUUUCUUUUUGCUUUCGCUGUCAAGUUGGCGGGAAUGAAGUGGCGCCAAUUACCCUGAAUUCCACAGAUCAGCUACGCGUCGACGGCGCCUGAGCUGAGUGACGAGCGGCGCUACGACUUCUUCUCUCGCGUGGUUCCCCCAGACGGCUUCCAGGCUCAGGCCAUGCUGGACCUCGUGAAGGUGCUGGGUUGGACGUACGUGUCCACCGUGGCGUCGGAGGGAAGCUACGGCGAGAAGGGCGUGGACGCCUUCCUGCAGCUUUCUCGAGACCAGGGUGGAACGUGCGUGGCUCAGUCUGUGAAGAUCCCACACCAUCCUGACUCCUCCCAUUUUGACAAGGUCAUCCGCCUCCUGUUGGACACGCCCGCCGCCCGCGCCAUCAUCCUUUUUGCCUCUGACGACGACAUCAGGUACCUGCGCGGAGGUCACGUCACACACAAACGACUCACCGUGUGUGUGUGUGUGUGUGUGUGUUCCAGAGGCAUUCUGAGCGCCAGCAAGCGAGCGCAGCAGGUGGGUCACUUCCUGUGGAUCGGUUCUGACAGCUGGGGCGCCAACAACGCUCCCGUCCAUCAGCUGGAGGAUGCCGCCGCUGGCGCCAUCACCGUCCUGCCCAAAAGAGCCACCAUCAGUGGCUUUGAUGCAUACUUCACGUCACGCACGUUGGAGAACAACCGCAGGAACGUUUGGUUCGCCGAAUUCUGGGAGGAGAACUUCCGCUGUCAGCUGACCAGCACCGCCACACCACGCCACGCCUCCAGGAAGUGCACGGGUCAGGAGCGAAUCGGCAUGGACUCUAAGUACGAGCAAGAGGCUAAAGUGCAGUUUGUGAUGGACGCCGUGUACGCCAUGGCCUACGCGCUGCACAACAUGCAUGCUGACCUUUGCCCCUCAGACUCCGCCCUCUGUGCCGACAUGGAGAUGGCGAGCGGCAAGAAACUGCUCAAGUACAUCCGCACCGUCAGCUUCAACGGAAGUGCGGGUACUCCCGUGACGUUCAAUCGUAACGGCGACGCCCCCGGACACUACGACGUCUUCCAGUACCAGUGGAACAACGGCAGCCUAGCGGGAUACCGCGUGGUUGGACAGUGGAUGGAAACGCUGCAGCUCAAUGUGGAAGAUAUGCAGUGGGGGCGUGGCAAACGGGGUGUUCCCUCGUCGGUGUGCAGCCUUCCUUGCCAGGCGGGCGAGAGGAAGAAGCUGGCAAGGGGCGUGGCCUGCUGCUGGCACUGCGAGCGCUGCGACGGGUACCAGUAUCAACACGAUGAGUUCACGUGCAAGCUGUGCGCCUUCAACAUGCGGCCCGAUGCCAACCGCACUUCCUGUCAGCCCAUCCCCGUCAUCCACCUGGAAUGGCAUUCGCCGUGGGCGCUCAUCCCCGUCCUCCUUGCCACGCUGGGCAUCGUUACCACGUUGACCACCACGGCCGCCUUUGUGCGCUUCAACCACACGGCCGUGGUGCGUGCGUCCGGCCGGGAGCUGAGCUACGUGCUCCUGGCGGGGAUCUUCCUGUCAUACGCCGUCACCUUCCCGAUGAUCGCCAAGCCAGACACGGGCGCUUGCUUGCUCAGGCGCAUCUUUUUGGGAUUGGGAAUGUGCAUCAGCUAUGCCGCCAUGCUCGCCAAAACACACCGCAUCUACGCCAUCUCUGAACGCAGCAAGAGGUCAGUGGCAGCCCCCCAUCUCGUCAGCCCCGCCUCGCAGCUCACAGUGGUCUGUGGCCUAGUCGCUGUCCAGCUGCUGGCCACGCUGCUCUGGAUCGCCGUGGCCCCACCCCACACCGUAGUCGACUAUGAGCAGCGCAAGAGCGUGGAACCGCGUUGGGCGCGCGGCAUGUUGAAGUGCGACAUGGGCGACCUGCCCACCAUUUGCACGCUGGGCUACAGCCUCCUGCUGAUGGUCACGUGCACCGCCUACGCCAUCAAGACGCGCCGCUUGCACGAUGGUGUCCAUGAGGCCAAAGCCAUCAGCUUCACCGUCUACACCACCUGCAUCGUCUGGCUCGCCUUCAUUCCCAUCUUCUUCGGAACGCCGCGCUCCACCCACAAGCUUUACAUCCAGACCACCGCUCUGACCGUCUCCAUGAGCCUGAGCGCCUCGGUGGCAUUGGGAAUGCUCUUCCUCCCCAAGGUGUACGUCAUCAUCUUCCACCCUGAACUCAACGUGACCCAGAAGAGGCGGUCCUUCAAGGCGGUGGUGACGGCGGCGGCUGCAUCGUCCCGACUGGCUCACAAGGUCAGCGAGCGACCCAAUGGCGAGGCCAAGACCCAACUCUGUCACAACAUGGACGCCAGCAGUGAGUCACGCCAUCUUAUCAUCUUAUCUUAUCACACGCCAACGUUGCUCUGAUGUACGCACACACAAACGCACACGUACAUAUACGUGUACGUACAUACGUCUAAGGCGCGGGUGUUUUCUAGACAAAAUGAAAGGAUGGGGGCAACUUUGAUACAUUUUGAGGAGGUUGUGUGUGCCAAUAGUCUGUGGUGCCAAGUUGUCGCGGGCUGUUAUGCCCCUGGUGGGGUCACCCAAGACAAACAGCUCCUAGGUGAGGGACAAGACAAAGUGUGGCUCUAUUAGACCCAACAAACAUGGGCCGAGUUUUCCCUCCCCCGGCCCCCCUCUGGAGCCAGGCCUGGAGAUGGGGCACGAUGGCGAGCAUCUGGUGGCCCGACCUGCAUGGGUCGAUGCAUUCAAUGAGCUCACCACUCACAGGAGGGGCCAAGGGGAUGCGGUGCAGUGUGGGAAGGGUGACAGCCGAAAGCAGAAACGUAGGUCUCGGUACGUGGAAUGUCACCUCUCUGGUGGGGAAGGAGCCCGGGGUCUUGUUUACCAGUGAGAGAAGGAUGGACCGCGAGAUCGACAGGUGGAUUGAUGCGGCGUCUGCAGUGAUGCGGACUCUGCAUCGGCAAACCUCUCAGUUUUCCAGUCGAUCUACGUUCCUGCUCUCACCUAUGGUCAUGACCAGAUUGUGGGUACAAGUGGCCAAAAUGAGCAUUGGUCAUCUCUCUGGGGAGGACCGACCGGUAGGAGGCCUUGGGAACGCCGCGGGAGGAGCUGGAUGAUAAUUGUAUUUUUUUAAUAUGCCAGAGCCAAUAACAAAAUGAGCUGCGGGCUGCAGUCAUUGGGCGGUCUACAUGUCAUUGGCAUGUUUUGUUGUUGAUGCGUUGAAAUGAAAUCAUGUCCUGACAGGCUAAUUUCAUCUUUCAUGACAGCUUUUUUCUUUCUCCUCGCAUCACACGGCCUCAAUGAAAGUGUUUGUGUGUCAGCAGGUGACCUUUGACCUGAUUCCAUCUUCCAUCAGCCAGUGGAUUUUGUUGUUUUUCUUUACCUGAGAAGAAACAAAAAAAACAAAGCUGUUUUUGGCGAGGUCUCACUCUGACGCCUGCGUCGUGACCUGAAAGUUGUGCAACUUCCUGUCAGCUUGUCUGUGGUGGACGAGCCAACGUUUAUCUGCCAGGGAAAGCGUCUUUCGCUGUCUGCGAUGUCGUCGUGUCAGCAGCAGGGGGCGUAUGUCCUCUACCAGAAAGCUUCCUUCCUGACUUUUCACUCAAAUCAGAUGACGAAUGUAGACAACACAUGACCUAAAAUGGUAGAUGCUUCUUCCGUACAGUGAUGAGUGUCACGUGGUGACCACGGCCCCUGUUCUCGGUGGUGGGCGGGGCGUAUUUCAUUCAUGUUAGCUCCGCUGACCGACUGCUAGCGAAAGUGGAAGAGAAAGAGGUCAUGUAAGGGCUAAUUAUGUUUGUAUGUUAUUUAUGUAAAGAUAGAAUAUUGGUGUAGCUUCACGUGUUGACCACAGGUGUCCCUCAACAUUCCCAGCAUGUCUUUUAUCUAUUUUACUUUAUUCUAUUUUUCACUGAAACUGUGUCUGAAAUGGUAUACUUUGGUCAGUACACUUCAAUAAGUAUACUGUGUACAUUGUGUACUUUAUUUGUAGCGCUGUCUCACACAUAUUACUGCGGAGUCCUCUAGGGGUCACGGGGGAAAAUAAUUUUAAUGGGUAAAAAAUAUGAAUUUUUGCAAGAUAUCGCAAAGCUUUUGCAAGAUAAUGCGAGAUCUCGCUAAAUUUUAGUACGACCCCAACUGGUCACGGACACUUUGGUGUGGAACCACACUAGAUAUUAUAACGUUUGGGAGGUAUAAACUCCAAACUGAUUAAAAUGCUGCUUCUGCGUCAACGUCAGCUGGUGGCGGAUGUUUGCGUUGAAUCUUCAAAUUAAGAGCAGCACAUUCGUUGAGUUUCUGACAUGACAAUGUUUACUUACAGGACAGGCACAGGACAUGCAGUGCACAUAAGUGAAAGAAUCCUAUGCACGGCUAAUCAUUGUAUUUCCUUUCGAGUACCAGUAGUCAAAAGAGACGUGUUUCCAGCAACACUAGCUUGGAGCGGAUGUUAGUAUUUUAUUUUCAAAAGACGAGCCGAACAACAUGAAAACCUGUUCCUCUAGUUACAGCAUCACUUUAUACCUCUACAAGUGUGCAGUAAGGGGUGUGUAAAUGUUGAAGAUUUUAAUUAAAUUACGCAUUUCCAACCGAUUUUCGCUUUGAGGAGGCAAGCGAUUACCGGAAGUUUAGAAAGUUUUGCAAGGUGACGCAAAAAUUCGUCCCCCCAUAUGCCGCCCUGACGCACACUUACCAAUCGUGAUGAUUGCAAUAUUUACCCACUCCUUGUUUUAUUCUUUUUAGUGGUAAAUUGCAACCACUUAGUCCCGCCUUUUCCACUACGUACUAAGAUGGGUCCAGCACUGAACACUCAUUGAGUACUUGUGGGUACUGACACUACUGCAUUUUGAUGUACUUAUCAGUGUCAGUCGGUCACGCAUGUGUGAGCUCUGCAGGUCAUGUGACCUGUCGCUGCAUGUUUCCUUUCUUUGUUGUAUUGUUUCUGUAUGUGCGUUUGUGUUGCUUGCUCCUUUCGUGCACAAUGUUGUGGUGGGACCAUGACGUUUGACCCUUUUCCUGUGAUCCUGUCAGAGGUCGUAUCAAAUAUAUUUGUAACUUUUCCUAAUGA